Molecule: messenger RNA, 352 nt
Organism: Staurois parvus
Lineage: Eukaryota; Metazoa; Chordata; Amphibia; Anura; Ranidae
Source: the annotation of a GenBank genome assembly
UCAUGCUGCUGCCAAGUCCAGAGUCUCUCAUGGGUCCCUGUACGGCCUCCCAUUGCUGCUGUCUCCAUCGCCACACUCUGCUGCCAUGUGCCACUUUCAGGUCUCUUCACACUGCUGGUGUGUUAAAUUUUUUGACAUAGGGUGCAGGCAGAUUACGGGCCUCACAUAGCUGCUGCCAGGCCCCUAAUCUGCCAUGGGCCCCUAUAUACCGCCUCCUCAUGCUGCUGCCAAGUCCAGAGUCUGUCAUGGGUCCCUGUACGGCCUCCCAUUGCUGCUGUCUCCAUCGCCACACUCUGCUGCCAUGUGCCACUUUCAGGUCUCUUCACACUGCUGGUGUGUUAAAUUUUUUGAC